AUGGCGUCUGCACUGAGCAUUCAGACGAAAUACCGGAUGAACUCCGGGUAUGAGAUGCCUGUGCUUGGCUUUGGGGUGAGUUUGAGCCUCUUUCAAAUCAUUAAAUUGUACAGUACAGUACAUGUGCAUACAUACUGUCCUGUACUCCCCGCUGAUAUCUGCAAAGACGUCGUGUUGAAGGCGUUGAGUGUUGGGUACCGACAUGUCGACUCGGCCAUUAUGUACCGCAAUGAAAAGGCCUGCGGUGAGGCCAUCAAGGAGUCUGGCAUUCCGCGGUCGGAGAUCUUCUUCACGACCAAGAUCCCGUCCAAGCAUCUGGGCUACGAGAAGAGCAAAACGGCCAUUGACUCGAGCCUUCGCGAGGCGGGGCAAGAGUACUUUGAUCUAAUCCUCAUCCACGACCCGUACGCGUCCAAGGAAGACCGCCUGGGCACCUGGCGCGCACUGGUCGAGGCCAAGAAAGCAGGCAAAGUGCGGUCAAUUGGCGUGUCCAACUGGGGCGUGCACCACCUGGACGAGCUGGAGGAGUACAUCCAGAAGAAGCUCGGCGGCGACGGGGCCAUCGACGUGGGGCAGUACGAGCUGCACCCGUGGCUGACGCGGCCCGACAUUGUCAACUGGCUCAGGAAGCGGAAUGUCGUCGUGCAGGCGUACUGUCCGGUGGUUCGGGCCAAGCGGUUCGACGAGCCGGUGGUCAAGACGCUGGCAGAGAAGUACCACAAGACGCCGGCGCAGAUUCUGCUGCGAUGGAGCUUGCAGAAGGACUUUGUUCCGCUGCCCAAGUCCGUCACUCCAAGCCGGAUCGAGGAGAAUGCCGACAUCUUUGACUUUGAGUUGACCAAGGAGGACAUGGAUGCGCUGACUACCGACGAGUAUUCGCCGGUGGCGUGGGAUCCAACUAAGUCCAGGGAUUAG
Rasamsonia emersonii CBS 393.64 is the source of this 915-nucleotide messenger RNA. RefSeq lists its product as uncharacterized. The transcript is spliced from 5 exons. Gene Ontology annotation, molecular function: oxidoreductase activity. The record is from RefSeq and is a predicted model, not a curated record. Lineage: Eukaryota; Fungi; Ascomycota; Eurotiomycetes; Eurotiales; Trichocomaceae. Bases 1 to 915 code for a protein of 304 amino acids.